This is a messenger RNA of Plenodomus lingam JN3, 474 nucleotides long. The record is from RefSeq and is a predicted model, not a curated record. NCBI's taxonomy places the organism in Eukaryota, Fungi, Ascomycota, Dothideomycetes, Pleosporales, Leptosphaeriaceae.
AUGCACCUUGGCUCAUGUUGCCAGAGAUUCGGGGUUUUUUUGGGUGGGGGGGGCCUGGAUUUCCCAUGCCGACGUCUCGACUUCGCCACUUUCAUCCUGAAUCCGCAGAAUAUGCGUGCGGAGCGACCUCAUCUGCUGAGUCAACGAGACCCAGUAGCGUUGAGCCGUAGGUCGGUUACAAGCACGCCUGAGACAGUCCGGAACGCCAACCCGCUGUCAGUCUUACGUCUGUCCUUCUCGUACGCAGGACCAGAAUGUACGUGGCCAACUGUAGCCUUCCGUAACGGACACACUGCUUCCCCUUGCACCCGAUACCCCGAUACAGCACGCAUCCCCCAGCCGGGCAGGUCGUACACAUACGGGAAACCGCGAGUGUAUGCUCAGUCGAGCGCGAACGGAAGUACAUAUCCUGUGCGCAGUGUGGCAGGCGUAGCAAACUCAAACGUGUGGCACGUUGGAAGGUUCACCACAUAG